CACCAGAGAAGGGACAGUGCCCGGGACAGAGCUAGCCUGUCGGUGAGGAUAGGGCUGGCCAUUGGGACCUGUGGGUCUCCUGCUCUGAGUUUCAAUAUGGAUGAGCAGCAGUCUAACAGGUCACACAGCCGCAGCUCAACUGACGGGACCUCCUCAGCCAUGUCCCACAACCCCAGAAUCUUCUCCCACGUUUCUGUUUCUACGAAGGAGUCACUGUGCACCAAGGAACCUCAAGACUAUGCCUCCUGGGACAAACAGUCCCAUCCUGCCACCAUCAUGCUCUGCAGUCCCAAGAGCAGCCAGGCUUCCUUGGUGUCCAAGGAACACCAGAUGUUUAUGGAGGAGGCCUACAAUUCAGCCAUCUGCUUCAAGAUGCUCCAGGACAUAGCCACCUCAGACCCUCUCCAACUCAAGUACAUCACCAAGAAGCUGAAGAAGAUGGCUCAGAGGACCUCCAACCUGGUGAUGGAAACCAUCCAUGACUACUUCAAAGACAAUCCAGAGAUCUCCAGCCGGCACAGAUUACGACUCUUCCAGGUCCUGCAGGCUGUCAUUGGAGCCCUUGAUGUCUUGGAGGAGAUAUGGCAGAGGAACUUCAUGCAGCUGGCCCUGGAGCACAUGACCAAGUCCACGGAACUGGAUGACAUAUACCAAGAUGCAGCCAGCAAUGUGUUACUGGCCCUCUGUCGGCAUUCGUGGCCAGCAGUGGCCAAACACUUGGAAACGGAGCUCCUGACGGGGGUCUUCCCACACCGCAGUCUGUUGUAUGUGAUGGGCAUCCUGUCCUCUCAAGAGGAGCUUCUCAAGAAAGAAGACAGAGAGAGCUGGAAAGAUCUACUGUCCCAGAUGGCCAGAAAGUCGGUGCCGUUCCUGAACACAGAUGUGUGGUCCAAGGAAUUGCUGUGGAGCCUUACCAAGUCUAGCCGGACGCAGCAAGAGCACACCCCAGAGAAGGCCUUCCUGUUCACCUACUAUGGGCUAAUCCUUCAAGCUGAGGAGGACAGCAGCAGCAUCAGGACACACCUCAGAAACCUCUUGGAAACCUCUCACCAGUGGCCUAAGCAAAGGGAGGGCAUUGCUCUCACAGUGGGGCUGGUUGCAGUACGCCACUUGGAUGACGCCUGGGCCAUCCUAGAACAGUUUGGAAGGAGCACACCCAUCAAGUGGAGCCUGCAGAACUUGUCUCUGAAGAGCCUCGAGGAUCUUCGGUGGAAAUGGGCUGGCAGCACCAUCCUCCUCUCCUACGGCCAGAUGGCCGCCAAGGCCAAGAGCCACAUCCUGCCGUGGGUGGACAACAUCUUGUCCAGGAUGAUCUUCUACUUCCGCUUCAGCUCCUGGGAUGAGACCCUGAAACAGAGCUUCCUUACGGCCAUCAUGAUGCUGGUGGGGGCCAUCAGCCGGAGUGAAGGUGCCCACAGCUACGAGUUCUCCCAGACUAGCGAGCUCCUGGAAUGCCUGACGACACUAAUGGAGAAAGAGCCGCAAGACACACUGCUCACCAGCAUCCGCCAGCAGGCCAUCCACAUUGUCGCCAGCCUUUGUGCCCUGAGGCCACCCAUGGAUGUGGACAGGAAGUCCCGGCUCCUCUCCGUCUGCUUCCGCAGCAUCUUUGCCCUGCCACUGCUGGAUGCCCUGGAGAAGCACAGCUGUCUCUUCCUGGAACCACCCAACAUCCAGGGAUUAUACAGCCAGACCAUGGAGGCGGUGGACCACAUGCUACAGUGUUUCAUGAUGCAGAACCCCACCAUCAAUGAGCUGUACUUCCUGUUGUCGCACCUGUAUGUCUGGCUGGCAUCAGAGAAGGCUCAUGAGAGACAACGAGCUGUGCACAGAUGCAUGAUACUCUUCAAAUUCCUGAACUGUAAAUGCUGCCUAGAAACCAAGGAGAACUUCAGGAGGAUGGGGCAGCUGGUGGCCAUGCUGGGGAUCCUGUGCCAGGACUCGGACAGGACCAUCCAGUGCUUGAGUCUAGAAGCUAUGUGCCAUCUCUAUCAGCUUCUGAUGCAGCAGAAAGCAGAAGUUCCAGAGAUGGAGAGGGAGACCCCUCAGGAUCUCCCUCCGCCUGAUGCAGCUGGAGCUGCCCUCUGGAGCAGUGGAGACCAGAGGGGCACUCUUCUGAUCCCCCAGGAUAUGGCAUCCAAAAAUGACAGCAUCUUCUUCAUGAGCAGCAACCAAGCUACCAAGGAGAUCAUGAGUCAUCUUGCAAUGACAGAGCUGACCGACCUCAUCUGGACAGCCAUCGACGGCUUGGGCUCUACCAGCUCUUCCUGGGUGCAGGCAGCUGCCGAUUUGCUUUCCCUUGCCAUCCAGGAGCAUGGGGACAACCUGGCAACUGUUGGUAAAAUGGGCCAGGCCAUCCACCACCACCUCUGUGCCAUCCAAAUGCCCCAAGCCAAGGAGAGUGCCCUGCAUGUCAUCACCUUACUGGCCCGGAACCACAUCCCUGAGCUGGUGGCUGCCUUCCUAGACUUUUCCACUCCUCUGGACAGGCCCCUGCAGCCACCUCAGCCCUCUCAGGAUGAGACCCUGAAACAGAGCUUCCUUACGGCCAUCAUGAUGCUGGUAGGGGCCAUCAGCCGGAGUGAAGGUGCCCACAGCUACGAGUUCUCCCAGACUAGCGAGCUCCUGGAAUGCCUGACGACACUAAUGGAGAAAGAGCCGCAAGACACACUGCUCACCAGCAUCCGCCAGCAGGCCAUCCACAUUGUCGCCAGCCUUUGUGCCCUGAGGCCACCCAUGGAUGUGGACAGGAAGUCCCGGCUCCUCUCCGUCUGCUUCCGCAGCAUCUUUGCCCUGCCACUGCUGGAUGCCCUGGAGAAGCACAGCUGUCUCUUCCUGGAACCACCCAACAUCCAGGGAUUAUACAGCCAGACCAUGGAGGCGGUGGACCACAUGCUACAGUGUUUCAUGAUGCAGAACCCCACCGUCAAUGAGCUGUACUUCCUGUUGUCGCACCUGUAUGUCUGGCUGGCAUCAGAGAAGGCUCAUGAGAGACAACGAGCUGUGCAUAGAUGCAUGAUACUCUUCAAAUUCCUGAACUGUAAAUGCUGCCUAGAAACCAAGGAGAACUUCAGGAGGAUGGGGCAGCUGGUGGCCAUGCUGGGGAUCCUGUGCCAGGACUCGGACAGGACCAUCCAGUGCUUGAGUCUAGAAGCUAUGUGCCAUCUCUAUCAGCUUCUGAUGCAGCAGAAAGCAGAAGUUCCAGAGAUGGAGAGGGAGACCCCUCAGGAACUCCCUCCACCUGAUGCAGCUGGAGCUGCCCUCUGGAGCAGUGGAGACCAGAGGGGCACUCUUCUGAUCCCCCAGGAUAUGGCAUCCAAAAAUGACAGCAUCUUCUUCAUGAGCAGCAACCAAGCUACCAAGGAGAUCAUGAGUCAUCUUGCAAUGACAGAGCUGACCGACCUCAUCUGGACAGCCAUCGACGGCUUGGGCUCUACCAGCUCUUCCUGGGUGCAGGCGGCUGCCGAUUUGCUUUCCCUUGCCAUCCAGGAGCAUGGGGACAACCUGGCAACUGUUGGUAAAAUGGGCCAGGCCAUCCACCACCACCUCUGUGCCAUCCAAAUGCCUCAAGCCAAGGAGAGUGCCCUGCAUGUCAUCACCUUACUGGCCCGGAACCACAUCCCUGAGCUGGUGGCUGCCUUCCUAGACUUUUCCACUCCUCUGGACAGCCAUUCCUUUCGCCUGUGGAGGGCCCUGGGAGCUGAAGAGCCUGCCAGCCAUUUGGUUCUGACUGUGCUGAUGGCGUGGAUGCAGAAGAGGCCUCUGCCUUCCAGUGCCAGCGACAGCAGCCCCUGUCCCGUGGAGAAGCCUCACUUGCGUUCAUUGGCCGCCAUGAACACAAUUCACGAGCUACAGUUCGCGAGAGAAUUCAAGAAAGCCGUGCGGGACACCUUUCCCCAGCUGUUCCUGGCCCUCCUGGCCCAGAUGCACUAUAUCAUGGAGCUGAACCAACCCACAGAACCUGAGCAGGAGCAGAAAGCCCAGGAAUCAGCCAUGCCCAGCCCCCAGAGCACAUCACUGGAGGCACUGAAGAGUCUGCUGUCCACCACGGGACACUGGCAUGACUUUGCUCACCUGGAACUGCAGAGUGCCUGGGAACACUUCACCUCCAUCCACACCUACCCACAGGCCGUGGGCCUCCUUGCCAGGGCCAUGGUGCAGAAUCACUGCAAAGAGAUCAAGGCCAUUGUCAGCUACCUGUUGCCCAGCCUGCAGAGCCAGCAGGAGCGAGAAAGGAAGACAGCCAUCUUGGUCCUCAUUGAGUUCCUCUAUAGCCCUGCCCUGUUGGAGGUGCUUUCUAAACAGGCCGCCCUGACUGUACUGGCUCAAAGCCUCCAGGACACCUGCUCUGAGAUCCGUGUGGCCAGCCUGCAGGGCCUUGGAAACAUCCUCUUCCACACGGAGAAGGGAACUCUGCUCAGAGGUCAACUGCCAGCCUUCCUCAAUGGCUUCUUCCAGAACAACGAGGCAGUGGUUGUAGGCAUUAUGGGCUUGGUAUCGGAUAUACUGCACCGCCUGGGUACAGAGGGCGCAGGCGCCCAGAGUCUCAGUAUCGCAAUCAACGCCCGCUACUUCUUUGAUGACGAACGGGACAAUAUUCGAGCAGCGGCCAUGGCACUGUUUGGGGACCUGGUGGCGACGAUGACCGACAGAGAGCUGUGUGGCUUGCGGUCCCAGGUGUGCCAGAGCAUGUUACCUCUGCUCCUCUACCUGAAGGACCAGUGCCCAGCCGUUGUCACGCAGGCCAAGUUCGCUUUCUACCGCUGUGCCGUACUGCUCCGCUGGCAGCCGCGGCACACCCUGUUCUGCACACUGGCCUGGGAGACUGGCCUCAGUGCCCGCCACUUCCUCUGGACCUGCCUGAUGACCCACAGCGAGAAGGAGUUCAGCAUCCACUUGUCCCAGGCCAUCAACUACCUGCACAGCCAUCACCGCCACAUUAAGACCUGGGCAGCUCUGUUUAUAGGGUACACUACCUGCUACCAACCCCAGGCCGUGACACAGAUGGUGAACGACAUGGACACCAAGCUGCUGUUCUCCACUUUUAAAGAUCUCAAAAAAGACCCAGAACCUGCCAUCCGGGAAUUUGCCACCAGACAGCUCGAGUUCCUUCGGGAGGUGUCAGCCAGAUCCAAGAAGUGACUUCGAGCCAUCCUCCCCCAUCUCUACCCCCAGAACAGCCCUGCCCCAACCCUGUCCACAGAGCUUGGUUGUGUAGCAUUUUUCCAUUUGAAAGAAAAACCUAGAUUCAACAAAAAAAAAGUGUAAUGGCUGCC
Molecule: messenger RNA, 5276 nt
Organism: Peromyscus eremicus (cactus mouse)
Lineage: Eukaryota; Metazoa; Chordata; Mammalia; Rodentia; Cricetidae
Product: maestro heat-like repeat family member 5
Exons: 40
Coding region: 97-5142 (1681 amino acids)
Cellular component (GO): cytoplasm
Source: RefSeq, a predicted model, not a curated record